Messenger RNA from Cydia fagiglandana, 2579 nucleotides. RefSeq lists its product as uncharacterized. Lineage: Eukaryota; Metazoa; Arthropoda; Insecta; Lepidoptera; Tortricidae. The coding region runs from base 49 to 2526 and encodes 825 amino acids. Gene Ontology annotation, biological process: signal transduction. The transcript has 17 exons. The record is from RefSeq and is a predicted model, not a curated record.
UGAUGUUGGUGUGAUGUUUUGUGUAGUGACAUGUGAGUGAAAUGUGAAAUGUCUAGUAAACGUAAAGACACAGAGCCGUGCUGUCGAAGGCUUUCGAUCUUCGCAUGCACUUGUGCUGUUCUCUCGCUUUUCGUACAUACUUAUAAUGUAGGGAAAUCGGAUUUUGAUAAGGAUAGUCUUGUUAGUGUUCUAGAGGAUGGGCUGGAAAAGAAGAUUGAAGCGUAUUUGGAGGGUUUACAUCGCACGAAGAGGGAUGCCAUGCUGGUAAGAAAACCAUCGCAAAGCCAAGAAGACAACACAGUGGCGCCCCACGUAGAGUUCUUCAACCCCAAGAUGCGAGGAGAGUUGGAAGAGAAAGAUGCGGAGCAGAUGAGGAAAACGGGAGCCAAGGGUCCAGCACCAGGAGGGGACACUUGGGUGUGGCUCACCAGCUACUCCAGGGUGCCAUACAAAGUCGUCCAAGGUUUCUGCAAAGCUACACAAGACUACUGCCCUCCUGGAGUCCAAGGCCCCAAAGGCCCCAUGGGUCUGCCGGGGCCUAAAGGGGAGAGGGGCGAUCCGGGGGCCCCGGGGACAGCGGGGCACGCGGGAAGCAGAGGUCCGGUGGGACCACCGGGGCCUAAAGGAGAAAGGGGAAUGCCAGGCAGUCCUGGUUUAGAUGGUCGGGACGGAGUGCCGGGUGAACCGGGGCUCGAUGGUAUGUCGGGGAGAAACGGCGCCGAUGGAGCGCCGGGGAGGGAUGGCAGGGACGGCAUACCGGGCAAGGAUGGGAGUCCAGGGAAGAACGGGAAAGACGGAAAAGAUGGUAAACCUGGCGUCAUCGGUCCCCAAGGCCUCCGCGGAUUCAAGGGCGACCGCGGGCCCGUGGGGCCCAAAGGCCAGCGCGGGGACAACGGCCGCGACGGCGCCCCGGGGAGGCCUGGCAUCUCCAUGUACAAGCAGGGGGACCAGAACCCGGAGAAGGAGUUGCUGAUACCGCCUACUUUUGCCCAGGACCACACAAGAGUAAUCGUUCGGGAAGGUGAAACUCUCCGCAUCAGCUGUAACCCCUCAGGCAAGCCGGAGCCUGGCGUCGAGUGGCGUAAAGCCGAUGGAUCUGCUAUUAUACAGGGUUCUUGGCGCGACGCGUCUGUGAGCGGCCCGCAGUUGAGCAUACCGCACGUGUCCCGCUGGCACACGGGCCGCUACGUAUGUCUCGCCAACAACGGUUUACUACCAUCCGCUAACCAGACCACCGACGUGGAAGUUUACUUUAGCCCUUUCAUCCGAGUUCAUAACAACAUUGCCUACGUGUUCAAUAAAACGGCGAAGAUUCAGUGUGAAGUCCAAGCCUGGCCUGAACCCGUCCUGGCCUGGGAGACAGACACAGGCACCAUCGAAGGCGCCCGCUACCGCACCGAAGUGGUCCCCACACGAGAACCCUGGAGAUGGAUCAUGAAACUCGAAAUACAUGGAGUCAAGGAGUACGAUCUGAAGCAGUACAGCUGCGUAGCCAAGAAUGAAGUGAAGAAUCAGACUGCAGAUGGGAUUAGAGGCAAUAUACAGCUGUUGUACCCGAACCGCAACAUGACGAUGCCGCCACAGGAGCACCCGGUGGAGUUCGGAGACCCCCCGCCCCCGCCCACGUCCCUCGACGACAUCUGCCCCGUCAACCAGGGGCACGACUGUCCCACCUGUCCGAGAUGUGAUCGCAGCAAGAUCUUCAUCUCGCCUCUCAUUUCUAAUAUGACGAAUAGGCCUAGGAGGAAUACGAAUUGUCAACUUUAUGCCAUUGGAAAACCGGUCUACCACCGAUUUAAAGAUGAAAUGUUUGGAGCCUGGCUACGGGACUCAAAUUCUUCAGAAGCUCAGAAGGAAAAGCUUUGGACGACGCAAGAGAACGACGUUGAACGUUUGAGAGAAUACUGGAGUAAGGCGAGAUUCAAGAACGAUCAAGUUGACCAGCCACACAAACUUCAGAGACCUUUCUUCGGCAACGGUCACAUCGUGUAUAGCGGUUCCUUCUUCUACCAAGCCAACGACUCUGGCAAGCCAGGCGACAUCAUGCGCUACGAUCUGACGCAGAGCCGCAUCAAGUUCGUGCAGCUGCCGCAUCGUGGUGGCCGUCUGUAUACCUCGCAGCAUAACCAGGUUGAUUUCAGUGCAGAUGAUAAUGGACUCUGGGCAAUUUACUCUUUAGAAGGUUCUAACAAUACUGCUGUUGCUAAGUUAAGUUUUGAUCCCAGCAAGGACGACUUGAACAUAGAUUAUAUCUGGAACAUCUCUUUAAAUCAUAAACAAGUAGGCGAAAUGUUCAUAGUGUGCGGUGUGCUGUAUGCCCUCGACUCUGCCACGGAACGGGAGAGCAAAGUCAGCGUGGCCAUAGACCUCUACCAAAACAAGCAGUUGGAAGUGUCUCUGCCGUUCACCAACCCCUUCCGGAAGACCACGCAACUGGGAUAUGACCAUACACAUAAGGAGCUGUAUUCUUGGGACCGCGGCAACCAGCUCACAUACCCGGUCAGAGAAAGAGACGUAGGGCAAUGAAAAUUUAGUCAAAUAUAAACUUUUUAUUUCUGCAUUAUGGUUUUAUACUUUGA